Messenger RNA from Brugia malayi, 273 nucleotides. RefSeq lists its product as uncharacterized. The record is from RefSeq and is a predicted model, not a curated record. Lineage: Eukaryota; Metazoa; Nematoda; Chromadorea; Rhabditida; Onchocercidae. Bases 1 to 273 code for a protein of 90 amino acids. The transcript has 2 exons.
AUGAUAUUAUCAAUAUUUACUACUUUAUAUAUCAUAUUAAUUGCACAAGGAGUUCAAGCAUGGUGGUAUCAACCAGUUGGUUAUGGUUUUGGUUAUCAUCAUGCUUCUUGGUAUCAUCCUUAUCCUGCUUUUGGUCCAAUGCCAUAUUAUCAGCCUCAUCCUUAUCAUCCUUAUCACUAUGCUGAUAUUCAUCACAUGUAUUCUGCACAUAAAGGUGCACAAAUUGGUGCUGCACUUGGUUCAUUGGCUGCAAAUCUUGGUAGGAAGAAGUGA